This is a messenger RNA of Chaetomium globosum CBS 148.51, 972 nucleotides long. RefSeq lists its product as uncharacterized. Lineage: Eukaryota; Fungi; Ascomycota; Sordariomycetes; Sordariales; Chaetomiaceae. The coding region runs from base 1 to 972 and encodes 323 amino acids. The transcript has a single exon. The record is from RefSeq and is a predicted model, not a curated record.
AUGUCAUCCUCUGCUACAGCCGAAUCCUCGGGUCUUCCACCCGAGGCACAAGCUGAGAAGCCAAACCAGAGCCAUGCGCAUGAGCCAGAGCAAGCGCCAGAAACAGCCGAAGCACAGGAGACGGAAUCCCCCAUCGAAGCGCAAGGCUCCCCGUCCCCUUCGGAUUCCCAUUCCGAGGGCGAGUACUCCGGAUCCGACGCCGACGAGCAGCGCGACCCGAAUCCUACCAACAAGGCAACACAGCCACCACUCCCGAACGAACCUCUCUCCGACCACAACAACGCCGGGCCUCCACUCCCCAACGAGCCUCUUCCCUCUGAUCCCACUGCGCCACCCCUCCCUGCGGAACCGAUACCCGAGCCCGAAGACGACGGAUGGGAGUUUCACUGGAACCCCAACGACCAGUCCUACUGGUUCUACAGCCGCUUCACCGGCGCAUGGCAAAAGGAGAACCCACGGGUACCAGCCGCGGGCACACCUACCGCGGCCCCAACCACAACCCCAACCGCCCCCGUCCCAGCACCACCACCCACCGACAGCACCACAGCCCUCAGCAACCCGACCUCGGUCGCGGGCGGCUACAACCCCGCCAUACACGGCAACUACGAUGAGAACGCGUGGUACGCGCAGAACCUCCACGGCGGCGGCGCCGAUCCAGCCGGCACCACCACCGCCACCACCGCGACCGGCGUGGCGGCCGGCGACGAGUACGCCUCGGCGGGCUUCUUCAACCGGCACACGGGCCAGUGGCAGACGCCGGAGCAGGGGGCGGAGCGGCACUCGGACGAGGCCAAGAGCCGGCGGCAGAUGCGCGCCUUUUUUGAUGUCGACGCCGCCGCCAACAUGCAUGAUGGUCGUAGUCUUAAGGCUGAGCGCUCGGGGAUCAAGCCAAGCCGGUCGGAGCUGAAAGCGUUUAAGGAGAAGAGAAGGGCGAAGAAGGAGGAGAAGAGGAGGGCGUGGUUGAGGGAUUAA